AGUGUCUGCUAUUCCAUAUAAUAGCAUUACUAUGUCCGACCAGGAGAAGUUAUCCAACCAGGAGGAGAGUCACGUGGAUGCUAAGACUAUAGCUAACAGGAAAAAGAGGGAGAAAAAGAAGGCUAAGGCCGCUGCUGCCGCAACCGAGGGCGGUAAGAAGAUGAGUGCUGCGGCUAAGUUGGCAGCAGCUCGUCUUGAAGCCGCUCGAGAGGCUGAAGAGGAGCGGAAACGCUUAGAGGAGGAGGCCCAGAAGAAGGCCGAGGAAGAGGAACGACUUGCUGCUGAGGAGGCUAGGAAAGCACAGGAGGAGAAGGAACGCAAGGCUGCUGAGAAAAAGGCCCGGCGGGAGAGGCUCAGGGCGGAGGGUAAAUUACUGUCGAAGAAGGAGAAGGAGCAGAAGGCCAAAGCUGAUGCGUACCGGCAGAUGCUCCUAGAAAGUGGACAGCUUCCCGCUGCUGUUACGGCCUCUGAUGAGGACAGCACUACUGAUAAACCGAAAAAGCAGAGUGACUUGUAUGGGAAAAAGAAGAGUCAUAAGCAUAAGAAGCAGCCCAGUCGAGGAGAGCUUGUUGAGGAACGUGUGGUAUCUACGACACAUGAUGAUGAUGACGAUGAUUGGGAGAAGGCGGAGGAGGUCGUUGAUAAGAAGAGCGAGUCGGAAGCUGAGUCGGUGGAUGACUGGGAGCUGUUGGAUGAAGACUCGGAUGAUGAUAAGAAGGUGGAGGCCUAUCCUACCCAUGUCAAAAACAAGCCGCAGAAGAAGGAGGAGGUGGAUGUUAAGGGCAAAUUCGCAGCAGCGGACCCUCUUGCCGUUUUCGACUCCUCCACCUCUGAGUUCCGCUCUCCCAUAUGCUGCAUUAUGGGCCACGUUGAUACUGGUAAAACUAAGCUGUUGGAUAAAAUACGGCGGACUACUGUCCAGGAGGGUGAGGCCGGAGGUAUUACCCAACAGAUUGGCGCUACUUUCUUCCCCGAGGCUAGUUUGCAGGAUGCCGUUCAUAAGGUUAAUCUGACGACAUAUCUUCAGCUGCCUGGUCUGCUCAUCAUCGAUACACCCGGUCACGAAUCCUUCAACAACCUUCGUGUUCGCGGCAGUUCCUUGUGCGACAUCGCCAUCUUGGUCGUCGACAUAAUGCAUGGUCUCGAGCCACAGACUAUAGAGAGUCUAGAGUUACUGCGAAAUAGGAAGUGUCCUUUCAUCAUCGCCCUUAACAAGAUUGAUAGGUUGUACCAGUGGAGGUCCUCAGCUAAUCGUCCGUCGCGGGACAGUCUGAAAGCUCAGAAGGACUAUGUUAAACAUGAAUUCGAUGAUCGACUGAAACGUAUACAACUACAGCUAGCGGAGCGAGGCCUCAAUACAGCUGUGUAUUGGGAGAAUCAUGAUGUUCGCCGAGAUGUGAGUAUCGUGCCUACCUCAGCCGUCACAGGGGAGGGAGUACCCGAUCUGCUGUACCUCAUAGUCAAACUCACUCAAACUUUGAUGGCUAAGAAGAUUACACGGCAGCCGGACCUCUUCCAAUGCACUGUGUUGGAGGUGAAGAAUAUAGAGGGCUUGGGUACUACUAUUGAUGUCAUCUUGGUUAACGGCCGGAUCAAGGAAACUGACCAGAUCUGCGUAUGCACUCUAGCCGGGCCCGUUGUUACUACUAUAAGGGCUCUGCUUACGCCUCCACCAGCUAAGGAAAUUCGAGUGAAGUCGGAAUAUGUCCAUCAUAAAGUCAUCAAUG
This is a messenger RNA of Perkinsus marinus ATCC 50983, 1727 nucleotides long. RefSeq names its product eukaryotic translation initiation factor 5B, putative. Gene Ontology annotation, molecular function: translation initiation factor activity; GTPase activity; GTP binding. Lineage: Eukaryota; Perkinsozoa; Perkinsida; Perkinsidae. The transcript has 9 exons. The annotation marks the transcript as partial. The record is from RefSeq and is a predicted model, not a curated record.